CGGACGAUGACGGCUCAGUGCUGAUGCUGAUGCUGCGCGUCAUCAAGUUGAGCAUCAUCUGGACCGAGGAGAGAACCUCCAAACAGGAAGGAGAUCGACAAUCGGUGUGCGAGGAUGGGAGCGUGGAGCCGCCAGAAGUUCUUCCGGGAGCUGGCCGCCGGCUGCCUGCUGCCCACGGCCCAGCAAGGUGUGGAGCAAGUGUGGCAGCUGCUGCUCAUCUGCCUGCUCUGUCGCCUCCUCUGGAUGACCGGCCUACCCCCGCUUUUCAAGCAUCUGUCCACAGUGGCGGGAGGGUUCUACGUUCUCUACCUGUUCUUUGAACUGCACAUGAUCUGGGUAGUCCUCCUUAGUCUCUUGUGCUACCUCUUCCUGUUCCUGUGCCGCCACUCCAGCAUGCGAGGCACCUUUCUCUCGAUCACCGUGCUCAUCUACCUGUUGCUGGGAGAGCUUCACAUGAUGGACACUAGCAAUUGGCACAAGAUGAGAGGUUCGCAGAUCGUGGUGGCCAUGAAAGCCGUCUCGUUGGCCUUCGACUUGGACAGAGGCGUGGUCAGCGAGGUCCCUUCUCCUAUCCAGUUCAUGGGUUACAUCUACUACGUGGGGACCAUCAUCUUCGGUCCGUGGAUCAGCUUCAAUAGCUACAAGGAAGCUCUAGAAGGACGGCAGCUGAGCUUUUCGUGGUUAUUCAAAGUGUCUUUGAGUUGGCUGAAAAGCCAGAGUUGUCUGAUUGUCUCCAACUGCGUGGCACCCUACCUCUUCCCUUAUUUCAUUCCCAUUUACGAAGACAAGCUGCUGAGGAGCAAAAAGAGGAGGAAAAUCAGAGGUUCACUCCCAAAGUGGUUGUUGGCUUAUGAGAACACGUUGUCUUUCCACUCGAGCAACUAUUUUGUGGCUUAUUUGAGCGAAACCACCACCACUCUGGCCGGGGCGGGCUACAGCCAAGAGAAGGACAAGCUCAGAUGGGAUCUGACGGUGUCCGAGCCGCUCGACGUGGAGUUCCCUCGCUCCGUGGCCCAAGCCGUGGCGUCCUGGAAUCUGCCCAUGACGCGCUUUCUACGAGCUUAUGUAUUUGAGAGGGCUGUGAAAUUUGGGACGUUCUCUGCCAUCAUGGCGACCUACGCAGCCAGCGCUCUUCUGCAUGGUUUGAGUUUCCACCUGUGCGCAGUUCUGGCCUCUUUGGGCUUCAUCACAUACGUCGAGCACGUGCUGCGGAAGAGACUGGCGACAGUUUUGAACGCCUGCGUCCUGUCCAAAAAAUGUCAGCCAAACUGCAGCCACCGGAACAAAAAGGCCGUGUGGGUGUACAUGAUCAACCUGGCCUUCAGCGCUCUGGCCAUACUCCAUCUCACCUACCUGGGUUCCGUCUUCUCUUCCAGUGUGGACUACAUGGAGGAAGAUGAGGAUGACUUUAGCCAUUACGCCAUUCAGAAGUGGUCGGAGCUGGGUUGGACGAGCCACUGGCUGACAUUUGCGUCCUGGAUAUUGUACCGCCUUGUUCUUUAGAGCGGACGACUAGCAAACCAAGCAGCAAUAACGGAGCGAAGCGGCGGGUGGACGUCCGACUCCAAGCCGUCACGUCACCCCAACCCGCCGGGGACUCCUUUUGAUAACUCCCUUGCCUCCUUUUCUACGGACGCCGUCCCCUAUCUGACCCCCGAUGCCGUGAAAUCGGUUCCUGAGGAGCAUCCGAUCUUAUUGCCGCACCUAGUUGUGCUUUUUCUUCACCUUCAUAAUCCAAUUUUUCCUGAUGAUAAUGAUGAUCGUGCACAAUGUCGUCAGUGGUUUCCAAAUAAAGAACCAGGGGUGGAAAGUAGCGUUGCACCGAUACCAUUUUUUGCUUCCUGAUACCGAUUACGAUUGUGUGCUAUCGGCCAAUCUUACAUUGACGGUGCUAGACGUCUAAUCCACUUCAAAUAGAUUGGGCGACUUACUAGUAUUAAACUCAUAUCAAUU
This is a messenger RNA of Corythoichthys intestinalis (scribbled pipefish), 1953 nucleotides long. Its product is annotated as protein-serine O-palmitoleoyltransferase porcupine-like. NCBI's taxonomy places the organism in Eukaryota, Metazoa, Chordata, Actinopteri, Syngnathiformes, Syngnathidae. Bases 115 to 1503 code for a protein of 462 amino acids. Gene Ontology annotation, biological process: lipid modification; protein palmitoylation; Wnt protein secretion. Gene Ontology annotation, cellular component: membrane; endoplasmic reticulum. Gene Ontology annotation, molecular function: Wnt-protein binding; palmitoleoyltransferase activity. The record is from RefSeq and is a predicted model, not a curated record. The transcript is spliced from 15 exons.